Mycotypha africana is the source of this 1779-nucleotide messenger RNA. Its product is annotated as concanavalin A-like lectin/glucanase domain-containing protein. NCBI's taxonomy places the organism in Eukaryota, Fungi, Mucoromycota, Mucoromycetes, Mucorales, Mycotyphaceae. The coding region runs from base 337 to 1626 and encodes 429 amino acids. The record is from RefSeq and is a predicted model, not a curated record. Gene Ontology annotation, molecular function: hydrolase activity, hydrolyzing O-glycosyl compounds. Gene Ontology annotation, biological process: carbohydrate metabolic process. The transcript has 5 exons.
CUGGGGGAAAAAAAAGAAACAUCAGUCUACCGGACCGAAGCCAAAGACAGCGUUGUACAAAAUUUAUGCCGACACGUUGAUUAUUAGAAAAAAAAAAAAAAAGUUAUUAUACUCAUUGUCAGUUCAAAAGCGGAUGUUCUAAAGUAGCUAUUAUUAUGGAUCACCUUUAGGAAGUUAUUAUAUUAAACGACUUAAUAUUUUUAAUAAAUUUCCUAAUGCAACCUACGUAAUAGGGUGAAGACCCUGACUUGUUUUUAAUUAUAUUUUUCUAUAGCUUUUCCCUUGGUCAUCCCUCCAUCUUUUUCCUAUCUUUUCAAGAAUUAUAUUUUCUCCAAGAUGCUAUUAUACCAAGCCAGUGUACUGUUAUUGAGCGCGGCUUCUCUAUCGGUGAUUCCGUCGACAGUGGCCUUCGAAUACAGAGCACCUACGCCUGACGAACUACAAAAACUGAAAGCGACUGCCUUCCGUGCGGCUCAUCACCAUUAUCACCAUCACCAUCCCCACGCUCAUCCGUACGCAGCAGCGAAACACUAUGCUCAACAGCUCCAACGACAACAGCAAGCGCCACCCUCCUCCUCCGCAGGUGUGGACGAAGAAUGUCUUGUAUUUGAAGACCAAUUUGAACAGUUUAAUUUGAAAACGUGGCAACAUGAAAUCACACUGAGUGGAGGAGGCAAUUGGGAGUUUCAGUAUUAUACCAACAAUCGAUCGAAUAGUUUUGUAGAGAACGGUGUGUUAUACUUGAAACCUACCUUGACUUCGAUGACGGUAGGAGAACAGGCGGUGACAGACGAUGGGAAAAUCACCUUAUGGUCAGGUCAACCGUCCGAGGAUUGUACUGACAAUUCCAACUAUGGUUGUGAUAGAUCAUCUGGAGCUGUAGCGGAUGGCAAUUAUUUGAACCCUAUUCAAUCCGCUAGAAUUAGAACCAUUGAUUCUGUUAGUUUGCGCUAUGGCCGAGUGGAAGUGAGAGCAAGAAUGCCUAUAGGAGACUGGUUAUGGCCGGCUAUUUGGAUGAUGCCUAAAUAUUCAUCGUAUGGAAGUUGGCCUGCGAGUGGCGAAAUUGAUAUUGCAGAAGGAGUGGGCAAUCGAAACUUUAUCGCCAACGCCUCUACGAUAUCGUCCACGCUUCAUUGGGGACCCAACGCUUACUUGGAUGAAUAUCUGAGGACUUCUGAAAGUAUUGUUUUUGACAGCGGUAACCGUCGUAAUGGUACGUGGGCGGAUGAUUUCCAUACGUAUGGGCUUGAAUGGACGCCCAACGGUAUCCGCACGUAUGUCGAUACGGCCACUAUUUUGCAGGUGGAUUUUGAUCAACCUGCUUUUGAACGCGGGGAAUUUGAUGCCAACACCACGAUGAAUCCAUGGAAAUCGGGCAACUUGUCUGCCCCGUUUGAUCAAGAAUUCUUUUUGAUUCUGAAUGUCGCUGUAGGAGGUACGAAUGGCUAUUUCCCGGACGAUAAAGCCAAGCCUUGGCAAAAUGAUAAUGCGCAUGCCAUGAAUCAGUUCUACAAUGCCCGGGACACAUGGUUGCCUACGUGGGGCGAGGGCAAUAGACGCGCCUUGGCCAUUGACUGGAUUAGAAUGUGGUCUUUUGAUAAAAAUGACACACGAUGCCGUACAUAGGACCCCCUUUCUCCAUGUUGAUCCAGCCAAUCAAACCAUGCCAGAUAAAAAUUCAAACCCCACCCUUAUUUAUUAUGCUUUUUUUAAAUGUCCUACCUAAAAAGAAAACUUUAUGCUGUACUUUUUUUCCCUUUUUUUUUUUUUUCUUUUUUU